Messenger RNA from Myxocyprinus asiaticus (Chinese sucker), 1416 nucleotides. Its product is annotated as leukocyte elastase inhibitor-like. Gene Ontology annotation, molecular function: serine-type endopeptidase inhibitor activity. Lineage: Eukaryota; Metazoa; Chordata; Actinopteri; Cypriniformes; Catostomidae. Gene Ontology annotation, biological process: negative regulation of endopeptidase activity. Bases 227 to 1369 code for a protein of 380 amino acids. The record is from RefSeq and is a predicted model, not a curated record. The transcript is spliced from 7 exons.
AAUAAGGCAAGUGUAUGAAAGAAAAGGUCAUAAAAAGGGCGAGUGAGUGUGUGAGAAUGACUCACCUGUGAUUUUUCACUUCUGCAGUUUGCUUGUCUGGCUUGUUAUGCACAUUAUGGGCGUUACUCGUUCAUUUAUAACGCAUGACUCUAGGGCAGACUUCUCUAUCACACAGGUUUACGUUUGGAACAAGCAUCUUCCAUAAAAUCAGUGAUAUCAUUCAGUCAUGGAUGGCCUCACUCGUGCUAAUAGUUUCUUCGCCCUGGACCUCUAUCGGGCUCUGAGUGCGACCAACGCCGAGGGAAACAUGUUCUUCUCCCCGCUGAGCAUCAGCACAGCGCUUAGCAUGGUCUACUUGGGAGCCCGAGGAAACACUUCCAAAGAAAUGGCAAAGGUUUUGUCCUUCAGUUCUGUCUCUGACGUUCACUCUCAUUUUGCUAUCCUCACCUCAGCUAUCAAUAGUCCUUCAGCCUCCUACAUCCUUAAAUUAGCCAACCGCCUCUAUGGAGAGAAAACCUUCAGCUUCUUACCUGAGUAUUUGGACUCCACUCAGAAGCUGUACCAUGCUGACCUUCAGACCGUGGACUUCAUUGGAUCAUCUGAAGGGUCACGACAGCUCAUCAACAAAUGGGUGGAAGAGCAGACAGAGAAUAAAAUCAAAGAUCUUCUCAAGCCUGGUAUGGUCACUGGAAUGACCCGACUAGCUCUGGUUAAUGCCAUCUACUUCAAAGGGAACUGGCUGCAGAGAUUUAAUGCUCAAGACACUAAAGAAAUGCCAUUCAAAAUAAACCAGAAGGAAAGCCGGCCAGUGCAAAUGAUGUACCAGAUGAAAAAGUUCCCCUUCAACUACAUCCAUGAGCACCGCUUGCAAGUCCUGGAGUUACCAUACGUAAAGGAGGAGCUCAGCAUGUUGGUCCUUCUGCCUGAGGAAACUCAGGAUGGCUCUGACCCUCUUCAGAAGCUGGAACGUGAGCUGACCAAUGAUAAGCUGCUCGAAUGGACCACCAGAAACAAUAUGGACACCCAGACAGAUAUUGUAGUGCAUUUUCCCAAGUUCAAACUGGAAGCUGAGAGCUCCUUAGCAGAAAUAUUGAUGGGGAUGGGUAUGACCUCUGUGUUCCAGGGGCCAAUGGCUGAUCUGACAGGCAUGAGCAGUCAGGGUGGUCUGUUCCUUUCGUCAGUGGCCCACAAGGCUUUUGUGGAAGUAAAUGAAGAAGGCACAGAGGCAGCAGCUGCUACGGCAGGCAUUGUGUCUUUCUGUAUGAUACGCGAGGAGCACUUCAUGGCCGAUCACCCAUUCCUGUUCUUUAUCAGGCACAACCCCACCAACAGCAUUCUCUUCCUCGGCAGAUUCAGAGGCCCAUCUUAAAGAUGCUGUGUCUUCUCUCUUAUACCAAUAAAUAUUAAUCAAAAUGC